Molecule: messenger RNA, 1495 nt
Organism: Mucor mucedo
Lineage: Eukaryota; Fungi; Mucoromycota; Mucoromycetes; Mucorales; Mucoraceae
Product: WD40-repeat-containing domain protein
Exons: 3
Coding region: 19-1464 (481 amino acids)
Biological process (GO): mRNA splicing, via spliceosome
Cellular component (GO): precatalytic spliceosome; Prp19 complex; catalytic step 2 spliceosome
Molecular function (GO): protein binding
Source: RefSeq, a predicted model, not a curated record
GCUUAAAAUUAAAACAACAUGGUCGCCGCGAAACGAUCAGCACCAAAAGAAGAUGUUGAAAUGAAAGUGAACGAUGCUGUCGAAGAUACCACUGUUGAUAGCAUGGAUGCCUUAUUAUCAAAUUCAGCAAAGAAGACAAGAGUCAUGUUUUCUACAGCUUAUAGUCAGGCAGCCAUGGAUGAAGAAGAAAGUCAACGUGUAAAACUGACCACUAAAAUCCACGAUGAAUACGACGAUCUUCGUACACUUCCCGAAGCUUUGAUCAAACAACAAAAAGAGGCACUUAAAGCACGUCUUAAGGCCAAAAAUACAGUUGUGGAAGAAGUAGAUGAUUCAGAAGAAAAGUCAGCCGUUUCUCAAAUGAUUGAUGCCAUACCUGAUAAGUCUUUAGAUGGUAAGAAUGAAGGUGUAGUUGCUCUUCGUGGAAAAGACCAAUUUUCUUCAGACAUUUUUGGAGAUACUUUGGCAGGAAGUGGAUCGCUUGUACGUCGUGCACGCGCAAAGACAAUUCGUCCGGUCUGGCACGCACCUUGGAAAUUGAUGCGUGUGAUUAGUGGACAUUUGGGUUGGGUACGUGCAGUGACAGUUGAACCAGGAAAUAAAUGGUUCGCUACAGGUGCAGGUGAUCGUACAAUCAAAAUUUGGGAUAUGGCAUCCGGUACAUUGAAAUUAUCCUUGACAGGUCAUAUUGCUACAGUGCGUGGAUUAGAAGUAUCCCCAAGGCAUCCAUACUUAUUCUCAUGUGGUGAGGAUAAGAUGGUCAAAUGUUGGGAUUUAGAACAAAACAAAGUCAUCCGUCAUUAUCACGGUCAUUUAUCUGGUGUUUAUUCGCUAAGUUUACAUCCUACAUUAGAUGUAUUAGUUACUUCUGGACGUGAUGCAACUGCAAGAGUGUGGGAUAUGAGAACAAAACAAGCUGUACAUGUGCUUACAGGUCAUACAAGUACUGUUUCAGCUGUCAAAUGUCAAGAAGCUGAUCCUCAGGUUAUUACCGGUUCUAUGGACAAUACAAUUAGAUUAUGGGAUUUAGCUGCUGGUAAAACAAUGGGCGUUUUAACACAUCACAAAAAGAGUGUCCGUGCUCUCGCACUUCAUCCUACUGAAUUUGGAUUUGUGAGUGGAAGUGCUGAUUCCGUUAAAGGUUGGAAAUGCCCUGAAGGUGCAUUUAUGCAGAAUUACGAGAGAAAGAAGGCUAUCAUCAAUACAUUAGCCGUUAACCAGGAUGGUGUUAUCUUUUCUGGUGGUGAUGACGGUUCCUUGAGCUUCAAUGAUUGGAGAUCAGGCCAUAAUUUCCAAUCUAUGGAUACAACUGUGCAGCCUGGUUCUCUCGAUGCUGAAGCUGGUGUAUUUUGUGCUACUUUUGAUAAGACUGGAUCUCGUUUGAUUACUGGUGAAGCUGAUAAGACCAUUAAGAUUUAUAAAGAAGAUGAAACUGCCGUCAAGGACACAGAUUUUUAUCAGUAGAUAUUGUCCAAUAAAACCAUUUUUUAUUAUU